UGGCAAAAAAUAAUACAGCCAUCUGAAAUACUGCACGUGCUUUGUAUACUAUAAAACAUAUAAUCUGCUUGGUAUAAAUUAUAUCAUUGAGCGCUUUCAAAACAACACUUUUUGCAGUUAAGAACAGAGAUAUUAUAUCGGAUUCGUGAAAUUAUUAGCAACAAGAUAACAACAUGAAUAUUUUUGGGGAAAAGACUUUAGUUGACAACUGGUUUGAAGACCGAGUUCUAGAAGAAGACAAAAUUAAAGAGUAUCUCGAAAAACGAGAACGCGGCGAACUUCUUAGUCAGAAAAACGCGUCACUUUCAACGGCUAUGUUGAACGCGACUCAACUCGCUACUUCGGCCGACGGGUGGGUUAAGUUCGGGGAUCAAGUCGUGUUUCAGAACCCUCAUUUAUUCAAUGAUGAGCAUCAUUUGGCUCUGACAUUCGCAGGCGAAACUGCGACAGCACUAGAGUACAAAUCUCCCCAGGUGCGAAACACAUUUAUAAUCUUCCCUACUGACGGUUCCAAAAUGGGGGACAAACUGCGCUACUGUCAGCCAUUCGCGAUCGCAACCCACCCGAGUAUCAGUCCCGAGCCCAAGUUCAUGCAGAGCGAAGACGGGGGGUUAUUGAACACCAAAAAAUCUCGGACCCAACCAAUAAGUUUUUCGGACACCCCCUCGUAUUUGGCCCUGUGGAGGAUACACUGUUUUGACCCCCAGUUGAGGCUGGAAACAGACGGGAUGCCUGUUCCUGUGAAUUCACCGGUGAUUGUUAACCACAGCAAGACUAACAACAAUUUGACAUACUUGGAGGCCUUUACUAUCGCCACGCCAUUCGGAACAGGUCAAGAGGUCACGGCGAGGACUGAACUUGACAGCCACAACGCAGAGUGUAAAACGAACCACUGGAAGCUACUAUACAAAUAGACAGUUGGGCUAGAUCCAAUCUCAAAGACAUGUGGAUGGAACUGAUAUUAACCCGCACUAUUAUUUCAAUUAAAUUCAAAUGAGCUUGUCUGAUUUUUCCUCGACAAUGUAAAAUAGAUUUUCUAGUCGCAAA
Molecule: messenger RNA, 1047 nt
Organism: Symsagittifera roscoffensis
Lineage: Eukaryota; Metazoa; Xenacoelomorpha; Acoela; Convolutidae
Product: cilia- and flagella-associated protein 161-like
Exons: 3
Coding region: 174-914 (246 amino acids)
Biological process (GO): cilium assembly
Cellular component (GO): motile cilium
Source: RefSeq, a predicted model, not a curated record